CCUAGAGCACUACUUCCUCUAGAAGACCAGUGCGGGGCGUCUGAGCUCGCCACUGUUAAGUUUCACGCACGCAUCAGCCAACUUUUGGUCUCGUCCUGCUUGACCGCAGCUGGAGCACCUGGCCUCGUUUACAUAGGUAACACAACCAGCGUACUUCAACCACGGCAUUUGCAAGGACCCUGGGAGACGUGUCUGUGGGUGGAGCGCCAAUCUUGCCGCGCUCAGAACCAAGGGGGGAACCGAUUUAUGGACGGGAGCUCCCUCCCUGAACCCCCUCGUCGUGAAGAGCCUUCUCACCUGCGUCUAUUUUCCAAAGCAGUCGCCAGCAACAAGCCAGCGAACGCUGCCCACACACAGCAGCCGCCCGCGAACCCGUUUACGCGCUCCACCAACGUCGCCGCGAAGUCGGUUGACGCAAGUGCUGUAACGUCAGCUUCCUCGGCUCAGCCUAGCGCACCGGCGGCCGGUGCAGUGUCCGCAGCAGGCGUUCGUGCACCCGCAUUUGACUCCAGCGCGGCCAUCGGAGGCAGUGCAGCUCGUGGAAGCAGCGCUGCAACAAUGGAGCAACUUCACACAGAGCCGCACGCCAAGCGGCACAAGUCAAACGGACCGGAUGAGGACGAUGCCGGCGCGCCCACCGGGCCCCCUCCCAUGAUGUACAACGGCCACGGCGACUACGCCGCCGCUGUGCAGCAACAGCAACAGCAGCAACAGCAACAACAGCAGUACGCCCAACAGCAGCAACAGGCAGGCGCCGCCGACGCCUACGCCGCUGCCAACGGCGGCGCGCGGCCCGCCAUGCGCCUGGGCGGCCUGGCGCCGUCGCGCCCCGCCGUCGUGCUGCACGCCGGUGGCGCCGCCGCCGCGUCGCCCGCCGGCGGCGGCCAGUUCCGCUCCAUCGGCGCCGGCGCGCACCACGCGCACCCCGUGCCCACCGCGCACCACCCCGCGCACGCGCACAUGGGCGCCGGCGGCAGCGCCGGCCCCAACACCAUGGCCGCGCUGGCCGCCGCCCACGGCCACGGCCAGCCGCAGCUCGGCGGCAUGCCGGGCGUGCACAUGGGCGCGCCUCCGCCCGGCGGCGCGCCCAUCAACGUGCAGGCCAUGCUCCAGCCCGGCCUGGGGCCCUACGGCGGCGGCCUGCUGCCGCCCGGCUUCGGCAUGGCGCCGCAGCAGCAUCAGCUGGGGGCCCACGGUCACCCACAGCUGGCGGGCCACGGCCACCCCGGCAUCCCGGGCAUGCACGGCGCCACCGCGCACCACCCGGGCCUGCCCGGGGGCGGCAUGAUGAUGUACGGCGGCGGCAGCGACGGCAGCCAGGACGUGCUGGGUCGCCGCGCCAUCCCGGGCAUGCGGCCGGGCGUGCUGAUGAGCGCGCCCACGCAGGAGGAGGAGGAGGGCGAGGACGAGGACGCGGCGGAGGAGGUGCUGCAGCAGGUUGAGAAGAUCAGCGCCAAGCUGACUGGCGCUCUGGGCAAGAUCAACCAGAGGAUGCAGGGCAUCGCGCCCACCCUGGGCCCCGACGGCAUGCCCGAGGCCGCCUCGCGGCCGCUGGUGUCCACCGCCGACAUCGCCGUGGCGGUUGACAGCCAGGAGGUGGCCAACCGCCUCAAGCCCUACCAGCUGGUGGGCAUCAACUACCUGCUGCAGCUGGCCAGCCAGGAGGUCGGCGGCGCCAUUCUGGCCGAUGAGAUGGGACUGGGCAAGACCGCGCAGACCUGCGUGUACAUGGCCUGCCUGAAGACGCUGCUGCAGGACCCGGGCCCGCACCUGGUGGUGGUGCCGGCCUCACUGCUGGAGAACUGGCAGCGCGAGCUGGCGUCCUGGUCGCCCAACCUCAAGGUGGUGACCUACUACGGCCCCAGCCGCGAGCGCACGCGGCACCGCAUCAAGCGCAAGUGGGAGCGCAUCCUGAACGGCCAGGACCCCGGGCCCGACAGCGAGGACGACGAGGCGGUGCCCGAGAUCCGCAUCGGCGCCGACGGCUACCGCGAGGACGACGAGGCGGCCGACCCCACCGAGGAGGAGGAGGUGGACGAGGACGACGACCACGGCGGCGCCGCGCCCAUCAUCAGGCAGAAGGGCAAGGGCGGCGGCUGCGGCGGCCUGUUCGACGUGAUGCUGACCACCUACACGCUGUGGGAGCGCGAGGGCGCCAACUACUCCAUCGACCGCUCCUUCCUGUCCAAGUGGCCCUGGAGCCACGUGGUCAUGGACGAGGCCCACGCGCUCAAGAACAGCAGCAGCACGCGCUCCAAGAAGCUGCGCAAGGUGGCGGGGCUGGCGGCCACGCGCAUCAUGCUCACGGGCACGCCGCUCCAGAACGACCUGGAGGAGCUGCACGCGCUGCUGGCCUUCCUGCUGCCCGCCAUCUUCACCACGGGCGACGGCGCCGACGCGCUGGCGGAGCAGGUGGCGGACGCGGCGCGGCCCGGUGCGCCCCGCGACCUGGAGACGCAGGCGCGGCUGGUGGAGCGCAUGAAGGCACUGCUGCAGCCCUUCAUCCUGCGCCGCCUGAAGAGCGAGGUGGCCGACCAGCUGGUCGCCAAGCAGCAGCACAUCCUGCAGCUGGACAUGGUGCCGGCCCAGCGCGCGCUGUACGAGUCCACCAUCGCCAGCAUGCGCGAUGAGGUGCACAAGGAGGUCACGGAGGCGGCGGCAGCCGCAGCCGCCGGCGGCGGCCGUGGCCGCGGCCGCGGCCGCCCGCGGCGCGGCGCCGCCGCCAAGGCGGUGGCGGAGGCGGAGGCGUCUCCGGGCAUGCUGAGCCCGGCGCAGAUCAAGGGGCACCUGGACAUGAGCCGGCUGAGCAGCAGCCGCGUGCAGCACAUCUUCACGCAGCUGCGCAAGAUCGCGCAGCACCCGCUGCUGGUGCGCGCCAAGUACAACCAGGAGCAGAUCCAGGAGCUGGCGCACAUCUCCGCCACGCGCGGCCUGUUCGGCGGCGCGCCCACGGUGGAGCGCUGCCUGCAGGAGCUGUCCAGCUACAGUGACCACCAGAUCCACGGCUUCGCGCUCACGCACCACAAGCUGCUGGAGAAGUACAUCCUGCCGCAGGACAGCAUCCUGUCGUCGGCCAAGGUGAAGCAGCUGGACGAGCUGCUGCCCAAGCUCAAGGAGAACGGCAGCCGCGUGCUGCUGUUCAGCCAAUGGACGACGGUGCUGGACCUGCUGGAGUGGUACCUCAGCCUGCGCGGCUAUACCUACUGCCGCCUGGACGGAAGCACCAACGUGGACGAGCGGCUCAAGCUGGUGGACGCCUUCAACGCCUCCGACUCGCCCUACUUUGUGUUCCUGCUGUCCACGCGCGCCGGCGGCCAGGGCCUCAACCUGACGGGCGCCGACACGGUCAUCCUGCACGACGUCGACUUCAACCCGCAGAUCGACCGCCAGGCGGAGGACCGCGCGCAUCGCCUGGGCCAGACCCGCACGGUGACGGUGUACCGCCUCAUCACCCGCGGCACUGUGGACAGCAACAUCCAGGCCAUCGCCGAGCGCAAGCUGGCUCUGGACCACGCCGUGCUGGGCGACGUGGCGGUGGAGGGAGGCGGCGCGGGCCGGGGCCGCGGCCGCGGUCGCGGCCGAGGCGGCGUGUCGGCGGCUGAGGCCCGGCACAUGGCGGAGAUCCUGUCGGCGCUGCUGGUGCCCUCGGACGGCGCGGGAGCGGCAGCAGCAGCAGCCGCCGCGGCGGCGGCGGCGGCGGCUGGCGGUGACGGGCACGGCCAGGGCGCGGGCACCAGCGGCGGGGGCGCGGCUGCGGCCGAGCAGCAGCAGCAGCACCAUCACCACCACCAGCAGCAACAGCAGCAGCAGCAGUACCAGCAGCAGCAACAGUACCAGCAACAGCAGCAGUACCAGCAGCAGCAGCAACAGCAGCAGCAGCCCAUGGGCGGCGUGCCAGGCAUGCCAGGCGCCGUGAGCGUGGCAGGCAUGGCGCCGAUCCCGGGCAUGCCGGGCGUGCAGUCGCACCAGCAGCAGUACCAGCAGCAGCAGCAGUACCAGCAGUACCAGCAGCAGGGCAUCCCGGGAAUGCCGGGCGUGCCGCAGUAAGCGCGUGUACCUGGGCAAGCAGCGGCUGAAGCCAUGCAGCCGUUAACGGGUUGUUGUUGGUUACAAGGUGGUGUGCACGAGCAUGCGUGCUAUCCUGUCCCCGUAAGUAUUAGUGGCGCGGGCCGGUGGGCCCGUUAGCUUUUUGGAGGGCACCGCGGGGCUGCGUGUUCGUGAGAUUGGUGGCGAAGACAGUGUGGGGAGAACCCAGGUCAGCCAUCGGUGAUGUCGGUGCCAGCUUUGCGGCGACGAGUCGGCAGCGCGAGGAUAGUGGGCAUGGGAAGGGAUGGGAACGUGGCGUGUCGGCGGUUUUGGGAAGCGUGGUUGGCCGGCAGGCAGUGACGUGAGGUCUGUUGACGAGCUGGAGGCUGGAUUAAGCGAUUGUUGCUUCUUCCAGGGUUACGACCGGGGUUAACACAGAUGCGGCGGCCGCCGUGAAAGUCAUAUGAUUCUGAAGUCGACAUGCUCAAGUAUCGUUCGUAACUAGCAGCGCAGUGCGGCGGCGCUGCUGCCGCUGCGCACGUGGGUAUGCUGAUGCACGUGUUUGCUGGUUCAGAGUUCAUGAUAUUGUGCGCUUGAGGACCAGUAUGUUACUACUCGCCUCCAACAAAAAACAGUGCGCCCGAUUUGUGCCUGGUUAGCCAUGGCAGUUUGAAGCAGUCCUGGAGCGGCCAGGCAAAGGUGCAGCAGACGGCGUGUUUGCCGUGCAAACAAAAGAUUUUGGAGAUGGGACGUGUGACCGCGACGGGCAGUGUGUUUGCGUGCGUAUCGUUUGUGUGGUUGGUAUUACAACGUUUUCUCGACUGCCUUGUGUAGCCUCGCGUGUGUGCACGUGUGCUUGUUUGUGUCCAUUACAGUCCGCACACAAGUCCGUACACCUUCGCGUCAUGUUAUCUGCAGCCGCCACUCGGGCGCGCCGGGUUGCGACAUUGUGCGUCUUUGCAGAGGACGCGCGGCCUGGGGCCGUUGUGCGUUUGCUGUGAGUGAGUGCGAGCGGGCUGAGCAUUGGCGCAGACUGCGUGCUUUAGCCCUGUGUGUAGUAGAUCUAUGCGGUAUUUAGGGCGCUGCCCCUGUCAGCCUGGGUGCGGAAGGGUUGUGUCGCGGGUCUGCACACAUCGCAGCGCUUGUGCGUGUGUAUGGCCUUCGCCAUUGCAGCUCGCUGGCCCCUCUGCAGAGGUGCGAGGCGCCUGGUAAGGGCUGCGGGGCUAUGAGAGGCCACACACGCGCGCAUGCGCAUGGAAACGCAAUCCUGGGACCUUGUCAGAAUGGGCGCGGACAGCGGCUUGGUCGGCGGCAAGCAGGGUAUAUGGCGGCAAGCAGGGGCUCCGGGGCUGGCUCAAGACGAAAGGCGUUGGCAGACGGGUGCGAGCGUGGCCUUGAGUGGCUGCCGCAUGCACACAUAUGUGUUCCACACGAUCUUGUCACGCCGGAGGGGGGAAGCGCUGUUGCGAGUGGCUCUGUUUGUCGCGGUCAGGCUGGCUUCAAGUGCGCCCAUGUAAACAAUGAGUAGA
Messenger RNA from Chlamydomonas reinhardtii, 5555 nucleotides. RefSeq lists its product as uncharacterized. The record is from RefSeq and is a predicted model, not a curated record. Lineage: Eukaryota; Viridiplantae; Chlorophyta; Chlorophyceae; Chlamydomonadales; Chlamydomonadaceae. Bases 559 to 4047 code for a protein of 1162 amino acids. Gene Ontology annotation, molecular function: chromatin binding; DNA binding; ATP binding. The transcript has 17 exons. Gene Ontology annotation, cellular component: nucleus.